AUGGACACUGAUCAUGAACUGAAAAUGAAUCUUUCUCGCAGAGAGAUUCGGGUGCUUUUACUUCAUGAAUUCCGUCUUGGUCACAAUGUAACGGAAGCAGCCAGCAACAUAUGCAGCACGAUGGGGGAGGAUGUACUCCCUACUCAUACGGCACAACAUUGGUUCAAUCGCUUCAAGAACGGUAACUUAGAACUCGACGAUUUACCUCGGUACGGUAGACCAUUGGAAGUGGAUGUGGAUCUCUUAAAGCAGCUUAUCGAACAAGAUCCUCGAUUGACUUUACGGUGCUUAGCAGAGCACCUUGGAUGCUCUUAUGUUGCAGUGGAAAAACAUCUGAUCGAAUUAGGCAAGACAUGGAAAUAUGGAGUUUGGAUACCCCACGAGUAA
Messenger RNA from Adineta ricciae, 387 nucleotides. The record is from the annotation of a GenBank genome assembly. NCBI's taxonomy places the organism in Eukaryota, Metazoa, Rotifera, Eurotatoria, Adinetida, Adinetidae.